Solea senegalensis (Senegalese sole) is the source of this 2040-nucleotide messenger RNA. Its product is annotated as beta-1,3-galactosyltransferase 9. The record is from RefSeq and is a predicted model, not a curated record. Lineage: Eukaryota; Metazoa; Chordata; Actinopteri; Pleuronectiformes; Soleidae. Gene Ontology annotation, molecular function: hexosyltransferase activity. Bases 679 to 1890 code for a protein of 403 amino acids. Gene Ontology annotation, cellular component: membrane. The transcript has 2 exons.
GUUGGCAGGUAUCGCUAAUAAAGCAGUUUUCAAACCUUGCAGCUCCUCUAUGGGAUCUUGGACACCGGAGAUUUCCUCCAGUAAACUCUCAAUUGACGCAGCCAUGUCUGCGAAUUUGGACCAACGUUGCAGUCACGUACUGUUUAUUUCCGCCUCUGUGCUUCUUCUACUCCACGCUUCUGACUGUUGCUAUCCAACACCGCCACCUCUUGGGCUGAGUAUGAAACUUCAAAGGAUUCAAGGCUUUGUUGUCCAUUGCAAUAAUAACAUUGCAAUUGUUAUGUCUGCAGUGAAAUUCUUCUUUCCAUGUGCAAUGUACCACGGAGCUCUUCUGGUGACAUUUGAUAUGUAGAAAAAUUAAUUAAUAAUAAAAAAGUAUAUGAAUACUCAAAACCUUAGUUUAAAGCUGUGAAACUCAAUUUGUUUGUCACAGCAGGAAUAAUAAUCAACCUAGAACGUGUACGUUUAUCAGAAAAUGCAGUUGAAUUUUCUUCUUGUUCUUGUUGUUGCUGAAAAUGCACAUCAGCCUCAUAUGUAAGCGAUAAAACAUGUCUGGACAUGGUGGUAACCCUAAUAAAAUUGUGGUAUGAUCCAGUUAUUCCUCACAGGUGUCAUUAAUGUUGCAUGAUGCAGGUUAUGAGGUUUAGGGUGCUCCGUUACACGCAGCUAUAGAGUUUCAUGAAAGUGGAAACCUUGUCUGAGGGCUCGUAUUGUUGUAGCACAGACCGCAGAGGCAGCAGGUCCUCUGGUCAUCUACCGCCAAGAAACACAGUUGCAGAGGCAGGUGUCAUGCAGUGCUCUCUGUGUAAGCUGCGUACCCACCAGUGGUGUUUCCUCUUCUUCAAUGUGCUGCUCUUUCACGCCUUGCUGUUUGGGGCAGACUUUGUCGAGGAGUACCUCCUGCAGCCUACGCCUGCUCUCUACACCGAUGGUACCGUUGUUGAUGUAAGGGAGAAAGCAAGGAAACUAGACCUGGGUAAUGCCAGGGAGAAUGCGUCCCAGGCCUACAAUAUCAUUAACCCCAAUACCUGCAGAAACUCUGACCUCUUCAUCCUAGCACUAGUUUUCAGCUCUCCGGCAAAUUUCACUCAGCGAGAUGCCAUCAGGAGGACAUGGGCCAACCAAACACUCAUUCAAGGCUUCCCGGUGAAGGUACUGUUCUUUUUAGGAUCAACUCAGACUUCUGCUGCUCAAGAUGCUCUCAUGAAAGAAUCUGUCCACUAUGGGGACAUGGUCCAAGGUCAUGCUGUGGCUGACUCAUCUCUACGAGGCCCAACAGAGAGGACUGUGCUGGCACUCCGCUGGGUGAUCACCUUCUGUCCUCUGGCACGUUUUGUUCUGUUGACCAAAGACUCUGUGUUUGUCAAUCUCCCUGCCAUUGGAAACUACCUACUUGGUCUACACAGGCACCCCGAGGACCUCUAUCUGGGUAGGGUGAUCCAGAAAGACUCACCUGACAGAGACCCCAAUAGUUCUGGCUACCUUCCCCCAGUUCUCUAUCCUCACAAGUACCUGCCUGACUACUGUGAUGGGACGGCUUAUAUUCUGUCUCAAGAUGUGGUUAGAAAAGUGUACGUGGCAUCUGCAGCAGUCCAUGCAGCAGUGACAGCUGAUGUUUUUGUGGGCAUGUGUGCUCAGAAGGCUGGUGUGGCUCCAACACACAGUGCUAGGUUUUCAGGAGGCAAACACAUCCGCUACAAUGCCUGCUGCUACCGCUAUCUGUUAACGUCAGCGGGAAUGAGGAGCCAUGAACUAGAAACAGUUUGGGCAGAUCUAGGACAGAGGGCUGGACGAUGCUCACUGUUACGGACAUACUAUGGCCUGGUGACUUGCAAGGCCCUCACAUACCUGGAUAAACUGUCCUUCUUCAACUCCCGGGGACAAGCUUAAUCACAGUGUGUAAUUACUUUGAGUGUGCUUGUGAGUGACAGAGACUAACAGGAAGUGGGAUUUAAAUAAUUAAAAGUCCGCAAAAGAGUCCGCAAGUUCAUUGUCCUUGUGCACAUGUGUUUGGCACAGUUUGGUUUAGUCAUUAUUUUU